UGAAGCUGGAAGGAGUUGAUGCUCUCGUAUGAAUUAAAUUAGAUUGCUCAAAGUCUUUUUAGCGCAGAAAUCUGUAUGGGACAAGGAGAAAAUAUUUUAUUAGUUUUAAACACGCGAUUUGAAAUCAAAAUGGCUGUCUUAAGAAACAACAUUUGGAAAGUAAUAUUUGUUAUGACUGUUCUGUCUGUCAGCAAUGCAUCAACUGCAUCAACUGAAACUGCAACAACAGAAACAGAUGGCGAAAGUCUUCGAAAUUUAGGAGUUAUCAACAACAAGUUGGCCUUUGACCUUAUGCAUCAACUGACGGCUGGAAAUAAAAGCGAAAAUAUAUUUAUAUCCCCUCUGAGUAUAUCUAUGGCACUUGGCCUAUUAUACUAUGGAGCUGGAGGAAACACAGCAAAGGAAAUGGAAAAAGUCCUUGGAUAUCAGGAUGCAGGAAUGACCAAAAAAAGUAUUCAUCGCGCUUUCCAGAGUUUUUUGACACAUGGAUUAAAAGAAUCUGCUAACUUUACUCUCAAUGCAGCAAAUGCAGUUUUAGUCGAUAAUAAACUGGAAUUAGUGUCAAGUUUCAAGGAAAAAGCACAAAAAGCCUAUUUUGCUAAUGUAACGAGUGUUGAUUUUUCGUCGAAUGCACCCGAGAUUAAGAAUGACAUCAACAAUUGGGUGAACAAGCAAACAAAUGGAAAAAUUCCCCAACUCCUUGAUAACUUAGACUCUGAGACAGUUUUUAUGAUUUUAAAUGCAGUAUAUUUUAAAGGCCACUGGAAACUUCCGUUUCGUCCAGAUAUGACUAAAGAGAGAGAAUUUUUGAACAAUGGUGAAAAGUCUGAGGCCAAAUUGGUUCCCAUGAUGCAUACGUACAAUCGUGCUGGAUUAGCAUCGCUUAGCGGCUGCGAAAUUUUAGAACUUCCUUAUAUUCAGGAUAAUAUCGUCAUGCUAAUAAUGUUGCCAGAACAUGGAUUAAAAUCUUUUGAAGAGAAGUUAACACAUACAUACAUUGAUGAAAUUUUGAGACGGAUGUCUUACGAUUCUUAUACUUAUAUCAUUCCAAAAUUCAAAAUCGAUUUCUACAGAAAUUUAAUUCCCCAAUUGAAGAGACUAGGCCUAAAAACCACUUUCGAUGACGGUGAUUUUUCUGGAAUGAUAGCAAACGUAACUAUUCCAACCAGCGAAUUUCUUCAUAAAGCUGUGAUUGAAGUUAAUGAAGAAGGCACCAAAGCAGCAGCUGCGAUUUCCCUCCGUCUUAAGAAAUCGGAAAUGACUUACUUCGUUGCCGAUCGUCCUUUCUUUUUCGUCAUAUUAGACAGAAGAACAAAAUUCAUCCUGUUCAUGGGCCGUGUGACUCAAAUGUAAUAAUAAGUUUGAAAUUUUGAUAAAAUAAUUUUGAAAAAAAAAAAUGUUGUUCUUCUUAUAAUGUUUUGAGAAUAUUUUUUCUAUGCACAAGACAUUUAUAAUGUUACGAAUAUUCCUCUGAAAAAACUCGAUAAUGAGCAAUUACACUUAAUUCUUAUGCACUGACUGGCAGCAAAAUGCUCAUUAAAUAGCAGCGCGACACAAAGCUCUGAACGUAAAGCAACUGGAGAGCUAAUUCCAAGAAGAAGAUUCUAAAGAGAGAGUUCAUUAGAUUGAAUGGAUUUCAUUUUAUGUCGAAUUUUUAUAGUCUUUAAAGCAAAAUUUACAAAUCAUUGGAAUCUCAAAGCUUGGUUCCUGAUAGAGAUAUCGCCAAAUUUCUUGUUUAUUCGAGAACAUUUAUUCUUUAUUCUAUGUUUGUUGCCUAAGUCAGGAGUCGUUGAUCUGCCAUCUAUCGAAUGUCCAUUAAAAUAUCUGUAAAACUCUUUUAUUUAGUUUGAGACUAAUUGCAUGGCAACCAACAAAAGAGAUUCGUAACUAAUUGUUAGCAGAGAACUGAUGUAUCAAAUGCGAUUAAAAAUAUUGACUAAGAUAAAAAAAAAAUAUUGAGAUUAAAUAAUUUUUAAAGACUCUCUUUUGAUGCUGUAUAAAACAGAAAAAAAUGCAUUUGAUUAAAAAUAUGAAGGUGGAAAACAAUUUAUAAGAGUAUCUGUUUUGAUCACAUUUACGCGCAUUUUUAUUUUCUAUACACCGACGACGAUCAGCAGUUUUGUCAGAAAUUU
Molecule: messenger RNA, 2132 nt
Organism: Argiope bruennichi
Lineage: Eukaryota; Metazoa; Arthropoda; Arachnida; Araneae; Araneidae
Product: leukocyte elastase inhibitor-like
Exons: 5
Coding region: 76-1353 (425 amino acids)
Biological process (GO): negative regulation of endopeptidase activity
Molecular function (GO): serine-type endopeptidase inhibitor activity
Source: RefSeq, a predicted model, not a curated record